UUAUUGAAUGGGAAUUGAUACGUAUCUUUUUGAAACAGCAAUCAAUUGAAUGAUGCGUUUGUUAAAACAAAUCUCAUUGGACAGCCAUAGUCCAAUCAAUCUUUCAUAUAGUCUUCAUUCGUUACGAUUUCAUUAUCAUGCUGGAACCAAUCCUAAAUUUAACAGUGAUUUUGGAAAACAUCUGGCCAAAAUUCUUGAUCGUAAUGUUCGCUUGUUAAAUUUGAUCAAUUGGGUCGAUCAAAUUCAUAAUAACGAUGGUCCAUUAUUAAAAGCAUUAGAAUCCUUGAAUUCUUGCAUAGUUACAUUGAUCGAAAUGUGUGAAUUCACAAAAACACUUCACUCGACAAACAUCAUUAACAUAGAAGCAAAAGAAUUUGCGACAAACAAUAAUUACGAAAAACAAAAGUCUAAACUUCGUCGUCAUUAUUCAGCAUUUGUAGACGGUGGACAAUUGUUUCGUAGUAAGCGAUCAUCUUCACUAUUACUAAAUAAUAUUAAUGACAAAGAUCCUACAUUGACACCAAACGAAUCUAUUUAUAUUGAAAGCAUAAUUGAAAAUUCGAUCCAUAAACUUAUUGAAAGUAAUAUACUCAAUUUAUUAGUUGAUUCGAUACCAAAUAUUGGUUUCGAAGAAAAAAAACUGGCCAGAAUCAUAUUAACAAAUUCAUUAACGAUUGAUGUGAAAAAUAAUAAAAUAAUUGUCGAGUACUUUUGUGAUUCUUCAAAUCAAAUAUUGCAUUCAUUGGUGAAAAGCUAUGAAUAUGGAAAAAGUGAUGUUACGCUAAAUUGCGGUAUGUGUUGUAUUCUACGUUUUGCUGCACAAUUUGAGCCUAUUAUUUUCAAAAUUUUACAAUCCAAUUUUUUUCAUAAUUUUUUUGAUUACAUGAGACAAUCAUCAAGUUAUCCAUUUGAUGUGACAAUGGACGUUUUUUAUACAUUCAAAACACUUAUGUCAAAACAUAAAAAGUCUACGACCGAGAUUCUGGUGGUGGACAGUGAUAAUUUUUUCGAAUCAUUGAUCAAAUUAUUAGAACAUGCUGAAUUAACAGAAGACUAUGUUACUAAGCGUCAAACCUUGGAAGUUCUAACGGAAAUAUUUUCCGGUCCUGAACGUUUUGAUCUGCGAGAAAAAUUUAUCAUACAUCAAGAUUUUAUCUGUUCUGUAAUCCGUUAUCUUUGGAAUCGAAAUAUUCAAAUUCGUUUACGUUGUUUAGCUUUGAUAAGUCAAUUCAGUCGGUAUCCUUUAUCAACAAUAGAGUCGUCGGAUGAAGAAGAGGAGAGUGAAGAUAAUGUUGCAAUCACAAAUGUCGACAAUUCAUGUUCAUGGUCAGAAAAUUCACGAAUGGAUGGAUUAAUUGAGAAAAUCAGAACUACUUUCAUUGAAACUCAUCUAAACAUUCAAUAUUCAGAUGACAAAGAUUCACAAAUCAAAAAAAAUUUGAAUGAAUUAAAAAAUGAAUGUCAAAAAUCAAAUGUCAAAAAAUUUGAACAGCUUAUUUGUUUCAUUGAUCAAUUAAUCCAAUUUCUUGAUUGUAACUAAUAAUUUCAAACGUUU
Messenger RNA from Dermatophagoides pteronyssinus (European house dust mite), 1555 nucleotides. Its product is annotated as calcium-binding protein 39-like. Lineage: Eukaryota; Metazoa; Arthropoda; Arachnida; Sarcoptiformes; Pyroglyphidae. Gene Ontology annotation, biological process: intracellular signal transduction. Gene Ontology annotation, molecular function: protein serine/threonine kinase activator activity. The record is from RefSeq and is a predicted model, not a curated record.